AUGGCAACCUCGAUACCCGUUGUAGACUUUCAAAAAUAUGGAUUACAUAAAAAAAAUGAAACGGAGAUCACCAACGCAGAUUUAAAGAAGAUUGGAGAUAAACUUAUUGCGGCGUUUGAUUCUAUUGGAUUCUGUUAUGUUAUAAAUCAUGGAAUACCACAAGAUUUGAUAAGUCAGAUAUUUGGAGUCUCAAAUACAUUUUUUGACUUACCAACAGAAACCAAGAUGAAAUAUGUUCGUCCUAAAGACUCAGAUAUGGACCAUGGAUAUGUCAAGAUGGAAGCUGAGAGUUUGAAUCCUGAAAGACCAGGUGAUAACAAAGAAGCUUUUGAUUUCGCACCAAGUCACCAAAAGUUUUGGCCGAAUAAAGAAGUUCCAGAGAUGAAAGAUAUAUUUCAAAAAUUUUAUGAUGAAUGUAAACAAAUGGCUUUUCGUAUAUUUGACGCCUUUACUUCCGGUUUGAACCUCGAGGAUAGAAAUUUUCUACGGAAUAGUCAUAAAAACAUUGGACGAGAUGGUAAUUGUACUAUAAUCAGAACAAAUUGGUAUCCACCAUUACCAAAAGACGGAAGUAUAAAACCAGGCCAAGAACGUUGUGGAGAACAUAGUGAUUACGGCUCAAUGACUCUUCUGUUUCAAGAUGGUAUUGGAGGGUUAGAGGUUUGUAACAAGAAUGGUGAUUAUAUACCAGCUACUCCUGUACCUGGUGCUAUUUGUGUUAACAUUGGUGACUUGAUGCAGAGAUGGACAGCCGAUAAACUCAAAGCUACUAAACAUCGUGUGCUCAUUCCAGAAAGUGAAGUUUUAAAGAAUAAAGGGAGGCAAUCCAUAGCAUUUUUUAUCCAUCCUGACGUUGAUCGUGUUAUAACAUGUUUGGAUGGAUCAGAUAAAUAUAAACCUAUAUUAGCAUCGGAUUAUCUGAAAUUAAGAUUUUCACUAACUUAUCUAUAG
Messenger RNA from Lottia gigantea (owl limpet), 951 nucleotides. RefSeq lists its product as hypothetical. Bases 1 to 951 code for a protein of 316 amino acids. The record is from RefSeq and is a predicted model, not a curated record. NCBI's taxonomy places the organism in Eukaryota, Metazoa, Mollusca, Gastropoda, Lottiidae. Gene Ontology annotation, molecular function: dioxygenase activity. The transcript has 8 exons.